UGGGGGGGGGGGGUUCAGAAAGCCCUUUUCCAGCCCUUCUACUCUUUCAUUUUAUAGGUCUUCCACACACACACACACACAAGGCAUCAACGGCAAAGGACCAGAAGGCAAAGUCAGGAUGUGACAUCAUCCACAGGAAGAGAAGCCAAACAACUUUUUUUUCUCUCUCUUUAACCGUGUUGACUGUGCUGCUGAGUGAAGUCGGAGCCUCUCGGUCUGUUGGUCGGCCCGGCGGCGAGAGGGAGCCGAUCCAGAGGAGCCGGAGGGGGCAGAGCGGCUGGAUCUGUCCUCCACGGGGGAGCUUAAAGCCUGAAUCCUCCCCGAACUUCUCACGACUUCCCACCACAUUCCUCCGCCGUAUAGGACCGCAGCCAGAAACAUCCCGCCAUCCGAAAACCAAACGGCCUGAAAUCUCUACACAACAGACGCUGACCCCCUUUGACCUGAUUUCCUUGCCGAGAUCCGCCUGGUGCCAUCUCUCAGGAAGGUCACGCAUAUUAUUCUGGAGAGCUUUUUCCUCCCCUUGUCACGGGGGGGAAUCGCCGGAGUCGAUGGCGUUGUGUCUUGGACAAGUCUUCAGCAAAGACAAAACAUUCAGGCCCAGGAAGCGCUUUGAGCCGGGCACCCAGCGCUUUGAGCUCUACAAGAAGGCCCAGGCCUCGCUCAAGUCCGGCUUGGACCUGAGGAAAGUGGUCCAGCUGCCCGAGGGGGAGAACAUCAACGACUGGAUCGCCGUUCACGUCGUCGACUUUUUCAACAGGAUCAACCUGAUCUACGGCACGGUGAGCGAGUACUGCUCCGAGCGCACCUGCCCCAUCAUGUCCGGGGGCCUGAAGUACGAGUACAGGUGGCGGGACGGCGACGACUACAAGAGGCCCACCAAGCUGCCCGCUCUCAAGUACAUGAACCUGCUGAUGGACUGGAUCGAGUCGCUCAUCAACAAUGAGGACAUCUUCCCCACCAGAGUAGGUGUACCUUUCCCCAAGAACUUCCCGCAGGUGUGCAAGAAGAUCCUGAGCCGCCUCUUCAGGGUGUUUGUGCACGUUUACAUCCAUCACUUUGACAGCAUCUGCAGCAUGGGUGCGGAGGCCCACAUCAAUACCUGCUACAAGCACUACUACUACUUCAUCUCGGAGUUCCACCUCAUUGACCACUCGGAACUGGAGCCCCUGAAAGAGAUGACCGAGAAGAUAUGCAACUAAAGAAAACCACAAGGACUAAAGGAGUUUACAUUUUGACGUGAUCUGAGCCCCGUGAAAAGUCAUCGCCUUCAAAACACUUAAACAAAGAACAAUUUUGAAUCAAGUUGUAUGUGCGGUUUUCUAAGCAUAACUGAGAAGGUCCACUAAAUAACCACAUUUCAUUAGAUUGUGGAAGUGCCUUCACAGAAGUGUUGUAUUAUUGUGAGGUUGUGCAUGGUGCCAUCAUUAUAGGAUUUGUGUUUGAUUAUAAUACAUUUUCCUGUAGCUACUUGUGCUUUUUCUUUUCUCCAGAUCGUGUGUGUUACAUCUUUCAUAUACAGUGUUAAGUCGUUUUCUGUUCAAUGUUUAUAUUGUAGAUGUGUUCUUUUGUCUUUUUUUUUUACAGCUUGGACAUAAAUAUGCAAUAUAAAAUUGCUUUUGAAAAUGUGAUUUUUACACUGUAAAACCAAAACAUAUACAAAAAAAUAAUAAUGUUUACAUUAUCAAAGUCAAAACGUGAAAAGACAACAAGAUGAGCAGGUUUUUAAUCAUAUAUUUGCAUGAGAGGUUUUGUCUGCUACAGGCCUUUAGUUUCAAGCCAAAAACGAAACAGACUAUUUGACCGUAUGAAUAAAGAUU
This is a messenger RNA of Pungitius pungitius (ninespine stickleback), 1820 nucleotides long. It is a transcript of the gene mob3c, whose product is annotated as MOB kinase activator 3C. NCBI's taxonomy places the organism in Eukaryota, Metazoa, Chordata, Actinopteri, Perciformes, Gasterosteidae. The record is from RefSeq and is a predicted model, not a curated record. The transcript is spliced from 4 exons. Gene Ontology annotation, cellular component: cytoplasm. The coding region runs from base 552 to 1202 and encodes 216 amino acids.